CACUCUUUAAGCAACAUUUGAGAAUUUAAAUGACCGCCUUUACCUAACUUUACUGCACGUAACGUACGGUCCUCUUGCCUUUAACACCAAGAUCCAUUGAAAAACUCAUAUUGGUAUUCUGUACCGCUUUUAGGAGAGUAUGGGAAAUUGUGAUGAACAAAAAAAGCAAAGAUGGGGAGGUCAGAUCCUAUUUAGUUUCCUGCUAAUUGCACUGGAAAGUUUAAUUCGUAUUUGCACAUUAAUUCUGCCUUCUCCCUUACGAAUUUGGUUCUAUGAACAAUCCAGAAAAAUUUACCUGCGGUUCCUUCCCGAGUUUAUGGAAAACAAUGAAGUGAGUCAAAUGACUACAGCAAGAGAUACCGUCGAUUUAUGCCAACUCCAUGGAUAUGAUUUGGAAGAACAUUUUGUGCGAACCCCAGAUGGCUACCUGCUUUGCGCACAGCGUAUCUACAAGGUCCAAGAUCAGGAAAGUAUAUCAAAGUUAGCGUAUAAGCCACCUGUACUUUUUAUCCAUGGGCUGCUUAUGAAUUCCGAGAUUUGGGUUUGCAACAUCAAGAAAGAGGACUCUAUUCCCUUCGCGCUCGUUGAGCAAGGCUACGACGUAUGGCUAGGAAACCUCCGAGGGAACAAAUAUAGCAAGAAAAAUGUCAAAUAUGGUUCUGAAAACCGGGAGUUUUGGGAUUUCACUCUGGACAGCAUAGCGAUCUUCGAUAUACCUGCAACUGUCAGGUAUAUACUUUCUGUGAACAAAUCCGAUUCAGUCGGGAUUGUUGGGUUUUCUCAGGGUGCUAUCAUGGCGUUUGCUGCAUUGUCCAUCGACACAGAACUUCGUAAAUCUGUCCGGACUUUCAUCGCACUUUCGCCUGCUAUUUUUCCAAAGAAAUACAGCAGUAAAACGGUUAAUUCAAUUAUUCACUCUAAUAGCCAGCUAUUAUAUUUGAUGUUUGGUACAAACUCGAUGCUUGCAUCUACUAUUUUCUGGCAGGCAGUCCUGUAUCCUCCGGUGUUUUCUAAAAUUGUGGAUACCUUUUUACGUUAUUUUAUGAAUUGGAGUGGGAAAAAUAUCUCUGAAGAACAAAAAAUCGUAGGCUAUUCACAUUUAUAUUCUUAUACUUCAGUCAAAUGCUUUGUACAUUGGGCCCAAAUUAUGAAAAAUAAAGUGCUACAAAUGUAUGAUGACAGUCCUGGUAUUAAACCAAGCUAUUAUACAAAUUUGAAUCGGAUUGCUCGGUAUCCUAUUGAAAACAUCCGGCUUCCCAUUAUCUUGAUUUAUGGUAGCGAUGAUAAUUUGGUGAAUAUUGAUGCUUUAAAAACUAGUCUUCCUCCAUUGUCUCAGUGCGUUCAGAUCCCUCACUAUGAACACUUGGAUAUGCUAAUCGGCGAUAAAAGAAAGGACAUAGUCAUCAAUCAGGUAGCUGAGCAAUUAAAUCAUAUAGCAGCAGGGAAUUAUUUUGAGACUAUUAAAGAGGAAUUUGGGCUCGCAUCUGAUAUAAUUGACGGUUUGAUGACUUCUUCAUGAGCAAGGAGUUUUGAACUUAUUGAUGUGAUGUAUUCAUUAUUUAUGUUUAUUGCUCGCUGUGAUACUUGUUUUCUCACGCUAAUGUCUUUUAUUAUUUUGAUCAUUGUAUUUAUUUAAAAGUAAUACACUUGUUUUUCUCGUAUAUUUUACUCGUUACGAAAUUACUGAGCUAUAUCGGGGUAAAUUAGAGUUCGAAUUGUAAAUCAUAACAAAAAAGAUAUGCUAAAUUAAGAGAGGAG
Messenger RNA from Schizosaccharomyces cryophilus OY26, 1758 nucleotides. Its product is annotated as triglyceride lipase-cholesterol esterase. The coding region runs from base 140 to 1519 and encodes 459 amino acids. The record is from RefSeq and is a predicted model, not a curated record. NCBI's taxonomy places the organism in Eukaryota, Fungi, Ascomycota, Schizosaccharomycetes, Schizosaccharomycetales, Schizosaccharomycetaceae. The transcript has 4 exons.